Messenger RNA from Quercus robur (English oak), 726 nucleotides. RefSeq names its product peroxidase N1-like. Gene Ontology annotation, molecular function: peroxidase activity; heme binding. The transcript is spliced from 3 exons. Gene Ontology annotation, cellular component: plasmodesma; plant-type cell wall. The record is from RefSeq and is a predicted model, not a curated record. Lineage: Eukaryota; Viridiplantae; Streptophyta; Magnoliopsida; Fagales; Fagaceae. Bases 1 to 726 code for a protein of 241 amino acids. Gene Ontology annotation, biological process: response to oxidative stress.
AUGGUGAGUGGAAAUUCCAACCAAAUAUUCAUUUUUUGGAUGCUUCUCUUGCUUGCCAUUGGUGCCUCCUUGGUGCAUGGCCAUAAAGGCACAAGAGUUGGAUUUUAUUCCACUACGUGUCCUCAAGCAGAAUCCAUUGUUACCUCAACAAUUCAAUGCCAUUUCAAUUCUGAUCACACUGUGGCUGCUGGAUUGUUUAGGACGCAUUUUCAUGACUGUUUCAUGCGAGGUUGUGAUGCUUCAGUCCUUAUUGAAGCUGCCAAGACUCAACUUGAAGCUGUAUGUCCUGGCAUUGUUUCUUGUGCUGAUAUUCUUGCCCUUGCUGCCCAUGAUUCUGUUGUUUUGGUUAAUGGAUCAAGUUGGGCUGUUCCCACAGGACGCAGAGACGGAAGGGUUUCAUUGGUAACUGAUGCUGACAAUUUGCCAGCAUUCACUGACUCCAUCGAUGUGCAAAAGCAAAAGUUUUCUGCUUUGGGUCUCAAUACUCAAGAUCUUGUGGCCCUCGUUGGCAGCAAAAGAACCCAGCGUGUGGCCUGCACCGUUGAAGAAAAGGUGCAGAGAGAGCCCAGUUUCAGGCUAGCGCAGCUGAAGAAAAGGUGCAGGGAACCCAACUUGAGGCCCACAUCGUUGAAGAGAAGGUGCCGGGAACCGGAAGUUGAAGAGACUACACAAAAAUUUGCCUGUGACAAGGCAGAUGGCGGUGAUGGCGGAAAACUUUACUUCUGA